This is a messenger RNA of Hirsutella rhossiliensis, 2121 nucleotides long. Its product is annotated as myosin-binding striated muscle assembly central domain-containing protein. Bases 1 to 2121 code for a protein of 706 amino acids. Lineage: Eukaryota; Fungi; Ascomycota; Sordariomycetes; Hypocreales; Ophiocordycipitaceae. The transcript has 2 exons. The record is from RefSeq and is a predicted model, not a curated record.
AUGGCGACUACCAUGGAAGAGACCCUGCAGGGUGACGGCCAAGCGUCGUCUCUUGAGGACCAGACCCUCCUCGUCUUUGCCCGCCUGAUGGAAGGCGGCCAAGAGGACGAGGAGACGUGCCGAGAGCUCGACGAGCUGACCAAGCUGUUAAACGACGACGCAGAGGCCCAGCAGAGAGACAAGAACGGCCACCAGACCAUCUGCAGCGUCAUUGACGGAGACUGCGUCGAUACCGUCUUGUGCUACCUGGACAUGCGGCAGCCAGACAUUGUCCGUGGCCAUGCCACCCUCACCACCUCGGCAUAUCUCAAGGCUGCCGGCGACGAUGGCUCCAAGAAUCUCUCCGCCUUCUUCUUCGACCGCGUCAGGCGGGGCACUUACGACGACUACAUUGUCGCAUUUUGCGUUGCCUCGGCCAUGUUUCCCAUCGUGCCCGAGCUGACGGCCGAAUUGUUUCUGAGCGAGGGCUUCCUUGGCUCUCUCGGCCGCCUUAUGAGACGCGAGUGGAAGAGCCGCAAGGUGGAAACGGCGUGCCUCGAGAUGCUCAGCGCAGCCUGCAUGAACUCACUCUGCCGGGACGCUGUGCAGAAAUACUGUGUCGAGUGGUUGGAGGAGGUGGUGGAUCAGGAUCCAAUGGGCACCGGCAGCAGCCCUAGCCCCGAACCCAAGGUCCAGGGCGAGGGCGGCUCCAUCUCAAUGAGGCGACACUCGGAGCAAGUGCAACACUUGGCCGCCAUCAUCUUGGCAAAACUCAGGGCGGUCCCGGCCAAGCCGGCGGUGACUGACUCUGCCAAGUCCAGGAUCGAGCCUGCAGUGACUAGCAUCGAGGACUUAUCUGCCUUGUUCACCAAGAUCCUGCUGCGGGACGAGGACCAGGACAGACAGAAUGCAAUCGAGGGCCUCGCCUACUCCUCUCUACAGCCAAAAGUCAAGGAUAAUGUCGUUAGCAACCAGAAGCUGCUCAAGAAACUCGUCCAGACGCUCGCCGAGGCCCAGCCCAGGUCGCCUACCACCUAUGGAGCCCUCAGCGUCUUUGUCAAUCUGACGAGGUACCGACCGGUCCUCUCCGAGGAGGAGAAGAAGAUGAGCCAGCUUAAGGCGUACGCCAAUGCCGCAGGCAAGCUGGCCGGACCAGACCCGCUCGAGGAAGAUGAGCAGGUAGCCAAGAGGUGCCAGGCUGUGUUCGAGGCCGGCCUUACUCCCGUCCUGGUCACGCAUAGCAAGAACGGAUCUCCCGCCUCGAUGAGUCUCAUUGUCUCCAUUCUGCACUCCUUGUCCAUGGACAAAAGCCUCCGAGGGCCAUUGGCCCAACAGGGGGCGGUGAAUCUACUACUUACGGCGUGGGCCAUCAUACCGGAGUCCGAGGAGGCUGUCCGUCGAACGUCUGGACAGGCCUUGGCGCGGAUCCUGAUCAGUACCAACCCGGCUCUCGUCUUCGGCGGCAACCGCUCUAUCCCCGUCACUGCCGCGAUCCGGCCGCUCGUAUCCAUUGUGCCCCCCGACCCGGCCGCCGAGAAGAGGGAUUUGCUGCCAACCUUUGAGGCCCUCAUGGCCUUGACCAACCUAGCAUCGCUCGACGACGACGAAACGCGCCCCACGAUUGUGCGGGUUGCCUGGCCGCACGUGGAGGAGCAGCUCCUGUCAUCGAACCACCUCGUCUCCAAGGCGGCCGUCGAGCUGGUGUGCAAUCUCAUGCAAGCUCCCGAAGGCGUCGUUCUCUACGCCGACGGGAGCCCGCAGGCAAGCGCUCGACUGCACGUGCUGCUGGCACUCGCCGACGCCGAGGAUGAAGGGACUCGGAGCGCAGCCGGGGGGGCGCUGGCGUCGCUCACAGGGUACGAUUCGGUGGUCCGCGGUGUGGUGCGGCGAGAGCGCGGCGUGCGGGUUCUGCUCGGCAUGUGCAACGAUGCAGACGAGGGCCUACGGCACCGAGGCGUGGUCACUGUUUACAACAUGGUUAUGGCUGACGGGGAGACGGGAGAGCUUGCACGGAACAAGUUUAGAGAUGAGGGCGGCGUGGAAUCGCUCAAGGAGUGCCUGAAGCAGAGUCGGAGGCCAGAGGUGCUGCAGAUUACGGUUGAGGCCUUGAAGGCGCUCCUGGAAGACGGCAACACGGCAUAG